AUGAACGAAGAACAACUCGCUCGCGUCCUUCGACGUGAUCCCAACAUCAACGUCGCCAGGCCCAUAUACCAAAGACCCGAGCGGACUCAACCCCUCAAAUGGGCUCAAUAUACGCCCCACACCCUGAAGCAACUAAAUCCACCACGUUAUAAAACGAUCCGUACAACCGAGCCCCUGCAAUGGAUCCCGCAAGAACAUUUAAAGAGCGCAUGGCCACUCCUUCCUCCGCGACCCCCUGUAUUUCCCGAGCUUCCUGCGAAUAAACACAGUCUUGAACGGUUCGAGGUUGAAGAAGCAAGGAAGAGGCAAAGGAGGGAGGCACGUAAAGCCCAAAAAGAGGCAGAAUUGGCAAAAAUAGUUCCUCCUCCAGCCCCCAGACCGGAAAUUAUGCCUCUAUCUCCACAAGCAGUUCGCGCGCCCAGACCGAAAGAUCCACAUACUGAAGAAUUGCGCAAAAAAUGGCCGGGCCCUGGAGACUGGGAAUUUAAAUGGAAGCAUAAUCUACGCAAGGAUGCAAAUGAGGCAGUAAGAGACAGUAUUCCGGAUGACAUGUACGAGCCCCCGAUCGUCAGACCAAUGCCUGGGCGAGUGCCUAUAAACAAAAAUUUGCGCGUCGAAAUACCAUUCAUGGAUGGUGUCAUCUUUUAUCCGAGUAAAAUACCCGCGAGUGGAGAUUGUUUUUUCGGUUCAGUCUCAAUGGCUUUGUAUGGAACUACUCUGUAUUGGCACUAUACGAAGUACUGUCACUUGUGGUUUUUUCGUUACGUGCUCACGCAUCCUGCACAUCCACGAUAUGACUUUUAUUGGCAUUUAAAUUCUUUUGGGGACGCCGAUGGCGAAAUGAAUAUGUGGCACCGAUUGAACACUCCACAUGCCUGGCAAUCAAGCGAGCUCUUUAAUAUCACAGCCGAUAUCUACAAUCUCUUUGUAGUACUAUACGAGGCACCCAAUACGAUCGAUCUCUUUGGCCAAUACAACGCGACGCACGUGUUUUUCCACCUCAUCAAUCGGAAUCAUUAUGAAAGUUUGAUAGCCGAGGACAACGAGAUUCAGCCUGGAAGAUCAAAGAUGCGACCUUUCGGUACAAGUAGAAAUAUUGUGCCUCCACCCAUUGCGCUGCCAGUCAUCCCGAAACCGUCAUUGAUGGAUAUGACUCGAGUUCUUGGGAUCAAUACCGCAGAAGGAGCUCUAGAUAUUGAGUUGGUCAAGACCGGACUGAGAAGAGAAAGGAGGUUGGCAAGGGAGCUCAAUGAUCCUACGGAGAUCAAGUGGUGGGUGAAAGCAGAAGCCAAGGACGAGGAAGAGGAGAAGAAAGCAGAAGAAAAAAGGAUCGCCGACGCAGCAAAACCAAAACCUCCGAAGAAGGUCACAUUACCUACAAAUGAGGAAUUAGCAGCAAACCUCGCGAGAAUAUUGGCACAGGGGAAGAAAACCGAGCAGGGAAAGAUAGUCUACAAUCUCAAUAGUGACGAUGAGGACAAUGAUCUUGACGAAGCGGAUAACUUGAUCCCGAGAGAUCAAUACACACCGGGAGGAACGAAAAAGAAAAGGAAAUUCACCGGUUUCGUCCCUGAUUCCGAUGAUGACGACAGUGAUAUUUACGAAACAGCAAAACAAUCAAGUAAGAAACCGCCAAAGGGGAGGCCGCAAAAGACUCCUGGAAAUGCUGAUAAGAAGUCUGCUUCCAAGACUCCCAAGACGGGAAAAACACCAAAAAAACCGCCUAGGUGGUGA
Messenger RNA from Botrytis sinoallii, 1734 nucleotides. RefSeq lists its product as uncharacterized. NCBI's taxonomy places the organism in Eukaryota, Fungi, Ascomycota, Leotiomycetes, Helotiales, Sclerotiniaceae. The transcript is spliced from 5 exons. The record is from RefSeq and is a predicted model, not a curated record. The coding region runs from base 1 to 1734 and encodes 577 amino acids.